UCUGAACCAAAAUCUGAUCUCCUUUCCGUAGUCUUAUCUUUCCCACUGCAUUGACAGGAACCAUACUUACAACACUCCAAGACCCCACUAACCAAAAUAUCUCUUUAAACCAAUAUCUUUAACAAACACUUCUUGCACGAGAACUGAAACCCAAUUCCGUUAAACCCUAACCCCAUGGAACUCUCGCGCCUCUUUGUUUCUGACACGUGCUUCUUCUCUCCUCCGAUUCGCUAUUCCCCUGUGCCGGCACUAUCCACCUUUUUCGCCGUAAACCUCCGCAUUAACCGCCGCCGGAGGAGGAGCCUUUGCUCGGCCUCCAACAAUGAUACCUUACUCGCAGGCGGCGGCCCUGUAGUCGCCGGGGACAGAGAGAAGCACGAGGAGGACUUGAAAUCUUGGAUGCACAAACACGGCCUCCCGCCGUGCAAGGUUGUUUUGAAGGAUAAACCUUGCCACAAUGAUCCCCAUAAGCCUAUUCAUUACGUUGCAGCAAGUCAAGAUCUUCAGGUUGGCGAUGUUGCAUUCUCCGUUCCUAAUUCCUUAGUUGUUACGCUGGAGAGGGUAUUGGGAAACGAGACUGUUGCUGAGCUAUUGACAACAAACAAAUUGUCUGAAUUGGCGUGCUUGGCAUUGUAUCUGAUGUAUGAGAAAAAACAGGGGAAGAAGUCCUUCUGGUAUCCAUACAUCAGGGAGCUUGAUCGUCAACGAGGUAGGGGCCAGCUGUCGGUGGAAUCACCUCUUCUAUGGUCAAAAUCUGAGCUGGACUACCUGUUAGGAAGUCCAGUUAAGGAUGAAGUUAUUGAAAGGGUAGAAGCAAUAAGAAAAGAGUAUAACGAACUCGACACAGUUUGGUUCAUGGCAGGAUCUCUGUUUCAGCAAUAUCCAUAUGACAUUCCCACUGAGGCUUUUUCAUUCGAGAUUUUCAAACAAGCCUUUGCUGCUAUUCAGUCUUGUGUGGUGCAUUUACAGAAAGUUAGUUUAGCUCGGAGAUUUGCUUUAGUUCCCCUGGGACCUCCUUUAUUGUCCUACCAAAGCAACUGCAAGGCAAUGUUAACUGCUGUUGAUGGUGCUGUUGAGCUUGCAGUUGAUCGUCCAUAUAAAGCUGGGGACCCGAUUGUUGUCUGGUGUGGCCCACAACCUAAUUCAAAGUUACUAAUAAACUAUGGUUUUGUUGAUGAAAAUAAUUCCAAUGAUCGUCUAAUAGUUGAGGCAGCUUUAAAUACUGAAGAUCCACAAUAUCAAGAUAAAAGAAUGGUGGCUCAAAGAAAUGGAAAGUCAUCAGUUCAAGUUUUUCGUGUAUAUUCUGGGAAGGAAAGGGAAGCUCUCUUAGAUAUGCUUCCUUAUCUGCGUUUGGGCUAUCUUUCAGAUCCUUCUGAGAUGCAAUCUGUCAUCUCCUCCCAAGGUCCAGUUUGUCCUGUAAGCCCUUGUAUGGAACGGGCUGUGUUGGACCAGCUGGGAGAUUAUUUCAAGACUCGGCUGGCUGGGUACCCUACAACAUUGGCUGAAGAUGAAUCUAUGCUGGCAGAUGGUAAUUUGAAUCCGAAGAAGCGAGUUGCUACCCAAUUUGUUAUGCUGGAAAAAAAAAUCCUUCAUGCCUGCUUGCAUGCAACAACUGAUUUCAUAAAUCAGCUUCCAGAUCACAGUAUAUCUCCCUGCCCUGCUCCCUAUGCACCUUUAUUAAAAUGAAAGGUCAAUUACAGUAAUAUAUUUGAAUCACAGCUCAAUGAACAAUGAUGCAAGAAUUCUGAAUUUAAAAGGUUACGGCUGGGCUUUUACCCCUGAAGAUAAAAUUUCAAUGUGUUCGCGUCCCUUGAAUUAGGCGUUGCUUCAUUCCCUGGGUAAGGAAGCAUCAUUGGUCAAAUUUGUUUCACUGUCUUCCUGUAGUUGCACUGAUCCUUAUAUUUGAGCGUUGGAACGACAUCUUCUGUAAAUGGAAACUUGAAUCACAAUAUCUAAUUCAUUUGUGUAUAUAGUUCUAUCAAUUUUGCACGUCAAA
Vigna angularis (adzuki bean) is the source of this 1996-nucleotide messenger RNA. RefSeq names its product fructose-bisphosphate aldolase-lysine N-methyltransferase, chloroplastic. Gene Ontology annotation, cellular component: chloroplast stroma. Gene Ontology annotation, biological process: peptidyl-lysine monomethylation. Gene Ontology annotation, molecular function: protein-lysine N-methyltransferase activity. The transcript is spliced from 12 exons. Lineage: Eukaryota; Viridiplantae; Streptophyta; Magnoliopsida; Fabales; Fabaceae. Bases 175 to 1686 code for a protein of 503 amino acids. The record is from RefSeq and is a predicted model, not a curated record.